Messenger RNA from Enhydra lutris kenyoni (northern sea otter), 207 nucleotides. It is a transcript of the gene DEFB133, whose product is annotated as defensin beta 133. NCBI's taxonomy places the organism in Eukaryota, Metazoa, Chordata, Mammalia, Carnivora, Mustelidae. The transcript is spliced from 2 exons. The record is from RefSeq and is a predicted model, not a curated record. The coding region runs from base 1 to 207 and encodes 68 amino acids.
AUGAGGAGCAACAAUGUGGGAAAUUCUGAGAAGAUAGGCUUACUUAUCUUCAUGAACACUUUGAUAACUGGUACUCCUGCAGAGAGAGUGGUUUAUGUACUUUUUUUUUCCCUUUUAACAGUGAAAUAUGCCAGGAAAGACACCUAUAGUUGUUUUUUCAAGAGAUGCAAAUGUAGACACGAGUGCCAUGAUUUUGAAAAAAAAUAA